Messenger RNA from Lineus longissimus, 5106 nucleotides. Its product is annotated as ribosomal protein S6 kinase beta-2-like. The coding region runs from base 105 to 1673 and encodes 522 amino acids. Gene Ontology annotation, biological process: peptidyl-serine phosphorylation; signal transduction. Gene Ontology annotation, molecular function: ATP binding; protein serine/threonine kinase activity. The transcript has 15 exons. The record is from RefSeq and is a predicted model, not a curated record. NCBI's taxonomy places the organism in Eukaryota, Metazoa, Nemertea, Pilidiophora, Heteronemertea, Lineidae.
UCUCCGUCUUGCCGGUUUUUCGUGAUAUCUUGACCGAUUUUGUCCUUUCUUCGUGCCAAAUAUUGUGUUUUAUGGUCAUUGGUGAAACAAUACUGUGAUAGACGAUGGCAGGGGUGUUCGAUUUCGAGCUCCACGAUGGUCCCGGCGAUACAGAAGAAAUAUCAGACGAGGAAUUCCCGGAAGAUGCAGAGGCCGAAUUCCUAGAAAGUGGCCCAAACAUAGACUUAGAGAAUGAAUAUUUAGAAACCUUAGAACUAUCAGAAAUGACGGUCAAUCCUGGUCAGAUGACAGUUGGUCCACAAGAUUUUGAACUGCUGAAAGUGUUAGGAAAAGGAGGUUAUGGAAAGGUCUUUCAAGUUCGAAAGAUUACAGGACAAGACAAAAACAAAAUAUUUGCCAUGAAAGUAUUGAAAAAAGCCACAAUAGUUAGAAAUGCCAAAGAUACAGCACACACAAAAGCAGAACGAAAUAUUCUGGAGGCCGUACGGCAUCCAUUUUUAGUCGACUUAAUCUAUGCCUUCCAGACGUGUGGCAAAUUAUAUCUAAUAUUAGAAUAUUUAAGUGGUGGGGAAUUGUUCAUGCAAUUAGAAAGAGAAGGAAUAUUUAUGGAGGACACAGCGUGCUUUUACUUAGCAGAGAUCACAUUAGCCAUUGAACAUUUACAUAGUCAAGGAAUCGUGUAUAGAGAUCUAAAGCCAGAAAAUAUUCUUCUAGAUAUGGAUGGUCAUGUAAAACUAACCGACUUUGGUCUCUGUAAAGAAUCAAUUCACGACGGAUCAAUAACGCAUACAUUUUGUGGAACUAUAGAAUACAUGGCACCAGAGAUUUUAACAAGAAAGGGUCAUGGGAAGGCUGUGGACUGGUGGAGUUUAGGAGCAUUGAUGUACGACAUGUUAACAGGAGCACCGCCGUUCACAGCUGAGAACAGGAAAAAGACAAUAGACAAGAUUCUUAAGGGUAAAUUUAGCUUACCCCCAUACCUCACCCCAGAUGCCAAAGAUCUUAUUCGGAAGUUACUGCGGACUAAGGUUGAUGAUCGAAUUGGAAGUGGACCCGACGAUGCUACACCAAUCAAGCGCCAUGCGUUCUUCCGGCAGUUGCGAUGGCCAGACGUCAUUGCCAGGAGAAUCGAGCCACCAUUCAAACCUACGCUGGCAGGCGAUGAAGAUGUCAGCCAAUUCGACACAAAGUUCACCAAACAGACGCCAGUAGAUUCCCCUGAUGAACAUGAGCUGAGUGAGAGUGCAAAUCAAGUGUUCUUAGGUUUCACAUACAUCGCCCCAUCUGUUUUGGAGGAAAUGACCAAGCCCUGGAUCUCUGUGAAAGAAACUCGAUCGCCUAGGAAAAUAGGACAAAGUCCGAGGACGCCAUUAAGUCCAGGAAAGGAUCAUCCACUAGCUGGAUUUGCAAUCAGCAAGGACAUGCAGAUGGAUGAAAUGAAUGAAGAAGAAGCCAUGGAUACGUCAUCUAGUCUUCCGCGUCCUAGCACCGGGGCCACAAGAUCCCCAGCCAUCGCUGUCAAGAACACUGCAGGGGGUCCGAAAACUGGUGCCUUCCCGGUCAACCAGAAUCGACCGCAUCAUUUACGAAUGACGGUCGAAAAUUGUGUUCAGAAAUUUUUCUCAAAAAUCACAAAAAAGCCCAAACAAGAUAAAAGCCCAAAAAAGAAAUAAGCGAUCUCAUCUCGUUAAAGUAGUUUGAUCUGGAUUGGAUAGUUGGAUCUGGCCUAACUUAUUUCAUAGAUGUAGUUUACCCAGGAUGCAGUUUGUGAUUAGACGGCCAAGGUAAGGUUUUGUAAAGAGUGAACGCAGGAUACCAAGGCCAUGCCAUAUUUGCUGUGUAUCCUAGGUAGCCCUUGGACUCUUUCUCUAAGGACGAUGAUAUCGAUUUUUGAAAAGUUCUUGCUAUUCUCCCUGUCCAUGAUACAAACUUUGUGUCUUAAUUGGGAAAAUAAAAAGACUAUUGAAGCGUUGACAGUGCUCUAAUCGGCACCAAAAUGAUCACCAGCACUUGAUCCUGUUGACACAAAAUCAAAAUGACAGUUUGGGAAGAAAGUAAGAAAUGUCCACAAUAUAGUUUGGCUUUUCUAUCCUCUGCAUCCCUGGACUGGCUCAGGAGCCUUGCCAGAGGAUUAUAAGUUACUCAGUUCCUUGUUCCCUGAAUCUCAAAUGAUUAAGCAAUUCCAAAAAGAUCUUGUCUCUUUCAUUAUCAGAACUCGUCCUUGAGAAGGAAGUCCAAGUUGUUAUUCUUUGCUUUUCUGUUAUGUAUUUAUUUCUAAAACUUAAUUUGUGCUGUAGUCAUACAAUGUAGUCUUAUAUAAGAAACACCUGCAGAAAGAUCAAGAUGAUAGACAAAUUUAGUUCUUGAUUUAGAAAAGUAUCCUUGUUGAGAGUAGCUGAAGUAUUAAAAUCUUCCCAUGAAGAUGAUUUGGUAUCAAACAGAUGUUAUGGACAAUUUUGAUUUGACCCAUCUUAAUGGCAGGUCAUGACUUUGGCUGACAGAAACACCACUACUGAGCACUGAACAAAGACCGGUUGCCACAUAUGACUACCUCCCUUCUUGCUUGUAGUACUUGCAGUAGUUCUAAUAAAGAUUCAGAAAUGUCAGAUAUUUUCUGAAAUACAGAGCCUCUUGCCAUCAAUAAAUCUAGUUCUAGGGCUGUGCAGGAGUCGUCUGUCUUCAUCGAAUCGCUAAAGUGCCCUGGAAUAAAAUUGUGAUGUAUAAGAUGACGAGAGAAUACAUGAAAGAGAAAACGUUCUUAUCACAGCCUGUGAAUGGAUCUGUCCUAACCUCUGUAUGUUCAUUGUUGUAAUCUUUCGUUAUGGUCAAUGGUAUGAUAGGUGAUAGAUGACAUCAGACUGUUUUACCAAGUUGAUUUCUUUGUAAGAUUUUAUACUAAGUUUCUGCAGUAUUCUCAGGGUACAGUGUCCGAAUUUGAAUGAUCUUCAUUUGAUCAUUUAAACUGGUGUAUGCUGUUAACUGGUUGUGACUUUAAUUGGGAUUCAUUUGUUGUGUUUCAAAAACAUUUUCUGAUGUUUUGGUACGGUAGCCUCCUGGAACAUACCUGUACCUUGUGGGAUGUCUCCAAAAUGGGACCUAAGUAACUACAAAACCCUCCAUUUACACCAUCAUGCCUUGUAUUGACCCUUGACGUUUUCCACGUCUGUGUCUUCAUACGCACACAAACAUUUGAGUGUCAAUGACAAGCAGACGACAUCAUCACCGCAACAAUGUACGCAAACACGUGGCCAUGGAAGGCUAAACAAUGAUGGUCCAACAGUUCAUCGAUGUUGUCUCUGGCUGUGACCUCGUACACGUUUUGAGCACCGUUCCACAGACGUCACAUCAUUGUUUUGCUGUCUCUGUUCACAUGUUUGCCGUCUAUAAUAUUGCAACACUUCACAUCGUCUCUGGGCAAGACUGUAUCUGUUCUGUAUUGUACAGUUGAGUGUGAGUUGAUCUUUGAUGCAAAGUUGCAGAGUUGCAGAGCAACAUGUUCUUAUUGUGAUCUGAUUAUAAAGCACACUGGGCAUUUGAGCAACUUGAUGUGUCGUUUGGGUGAUGUCUCUGUCAAGUUAUUGGUCCUACCCCUGUUGUUGGUAUUGUUAUGUGAAGGCAAUUUAACAAUGUUUAGUAUUUCAUAGUACAUGUUCAAUUAUGUGGUGCUGCAGCAAAGCCUUGCAUGAGAAUGGCAGUUCCUAUAUUUGCAUAUUUGCAUUGUACGAAAGAGUACAGAGAGAACAAAAGAGUACAAAAUUUGACCCAAUAUUCUGUUAAAUGGUAUCUAAUCUGCUACUGGCAUUCAUAUCAUAUUUCACUCACACUACAUGUAUAAAGUGGCUUAAUUUUAUUUGAAGGUUUAGAACCAAAAAAUAAAGGCCAAAGGGUAUAAGCCAGUUUGUCUUUUGUUUUUGCACAUACAUUUGUUGUGUUAACGUAAGUGAAAUUUUGAAUUUGAAUGAGUGGGGUCUGUAUUUGUAAAUUACAAGGUGCUAUAUGUUCAUGAUAUUGCAGGGUUGUUAGUGUUACGCAUGAAAGUCACUUAAUGCUUAAAAAUGGCUGUUUUUGUCACCGAUGGCCACAAGAUUUUUCCAAUUAUCUGCUUCUUGUCACAAGCAGUUAGCCAUUUGGUUGACGAAAAUUCCCUGAUUUUCAAUGCACUGAUGAGCAUAAAUUCUUUUGAUUCUAUUGGCUGGAAGGUUAAUAAUAAUACGUGUAUUGGCAAAGAGCUACAUGUAGGAGCUAGCGUCACUUUGCGAGCACUGAACUUGAGUCUGAAGCCAAAUUGACUGUUGAUUUUCACUUUGUUGCUGUAUCCGUAGAAUCUUGGUCCUAUCCAAGUUAAGAAAAAAUAGAGGUUUUGUAAGUCUCCAUUUAAAGCAUACAUUGUAGCAACCCUGCUCACAGGUACAAACACUCCUAAAUGGACCAAGUAAGCCCAUAAAAAGGUAGUUCAUUUCAUCUGUCGCAUAUGCCUUGUAUAGGAAUAUUUCCAUCCAGGUAAAUCACCUCAUCCAAAGGGUCUUAUGUGAUGAAUGAGGACUCAUAGUGUGUUCCAACUUAUGCUCAAAGAUCAUUCUUGUGUUUGCAACAAGUACUGUCAAGUCCUGAAUUUUCAUGCACCUCUGUAAUGGUUAUAUUGCAUAUAAAAAUGUAACUCGUUUUCCUUCAUGGUUUGGAAAUAUUGUCGGUUUUUGGCUGCAAAAUCUUUAUUUUCCUUCUCUAUUAAAAACGUUGGUGAAGGAAUUCUUAUGACACUUAGAAUGUCAAUGAUGAGAGGUCUGUCCAGAUAUGCCGAACUUGGAUGGAAGGAACCUUCCACCAGAUGCGUAAAAAAGGUAAACUGACCUGGAUUUAAAAUGAUCUUUGAUCUGCAACGCGUCUGCUUGUUUUUGUGAAUGGUCCUUGGGUGGUUGUAACGUUUGCGAAAAUACAUGUAUUUCAUUUGUACAUUUCAGUCAAUUAAAUCAAUUAUGGUUAAUUGAUAUCAAUUGAUACUUUAAUUAACAUGGUAUUAUUUUAAUCAAGACAAAUGAUUGCUGAAAGCAGAAAAAACAUUUUAUUCCUGAUUCAGAUUUUGAAAUAAAUAUCAAUAUCUACUUAGAA